This is a messenger RNA of Volvox carteri f. nagariensis, 818 nucleotides long. It is a transcript of the gene nuoB18, whose product is annotated as NADH:ubiquinone oxidoreductase B18 subunit. The transcript is spliced from 3 exons. The record is from RefSeq and is a predicted model, not a curated record. Lineage: Eukaryota; Viridiplantae; Chlorophyta; Chlorophyceae; Chlamydomonadales; Volvocaceae. Gene Ontology annotation, cellular component: mitochondrion. The coding region runs from base 114 to 374 and encodes 86 amino acids.
CUGUCUCAUUGCGCAGUUUAUUUUCACCUUACAGACAAUUUUGUAACCUUAGGCAUCACAGGAGCUUUAGGUUGCCGCCCUCGUGGGCCUCGGCACGUUAGGAAAGACUUAAGAUGGCCGAUAGGUUUCCUCCACCUGGUAUGAAGGCAACACAGGAGCAACUGGACGCUGCUGAUGUCCCGUACCAUUACCGGGACUAUUGCGCUCACUUGUUCAUUGAUUACAAGGAGUGCCGCCUCACAAGCGGGUUUUCAUGGAGGACCAGUUGCCACCAUGAGCUGCAUGCGUACAACAAGUGCGAGUACAAGGAGUUCAAGCGCCGGGUUGCUAUUGCCAUCGAGGAGAAGCGCAGGCGCGGCCUCAUUACCGCUUGAUUAAGACGGCUUGACUAGGACUGCGACGAUUAACACAGCGGGAAGCGGACGGGGACACAUCCCUGUGCACUCCCAUGCUGGCGCAUGACUUAAAUGUAGGUUGAUGCUUUCAAGGCGCAACCUCCAUGGCUUAUGAUAAUGUCCAAGAGCUCGUGGCAGGGCCUGGGUGGACUUCUGGGUGUGUGGGCGGCUCUGUAGGGUGUGUGCCUGCCGGUGUGUUCGUUUGAUGCAAUUUACAAGUGGGAAGCGAAACCCAAUGAGGUCUUACGUACCGUAAACCAGGCCUCGGGGUAUUUUAUGUGUGGUAUUGCAGUUUAACAUGGGUGUCGAGGGUUCUGGAGCUUGUCGUCAGUACACUUCACUGGCAGCGCCGAUUAUACGAAGCACCAUAUUCUUGCUAUAUAUCGUGCUCCGAUGACUUUUGUAAACAAAUUAUGCAAUUGC